Messenger RNA from Coturnix japonica (Japanese quail), 5051 nucleotides. RefSeq names its product KIAA1210 ortholog. Lineage: Eukaryota; Metazoa; Chordata; Aves; Galliformes; Phasianidae. The record is from RefSeq and is a predicted model, not a curated record.
UCAGGAACUUUAUCUGGCUAGUAAUUGCAUCGGCACGCUGCCUUUCUUGUGCGUGCGUGUGGGCACUUGGUGAGCAGGGCACAGAGCUGCCGGGUCUUUGUGCUAGCAUCCGUGCACAAGGAUGAAUUAAAUGCCUGCACAUCUCUGUGAAGGACCAUGGCUGGAUUCUACAGUUGCCUGAGAAGUGAGAAGUAAGUGCCAUGCGGAGCCCUCCCCUGCACCACGUGACUAUAUCAUGGCUACGGGGCCAACAGAUGUCAUACAGUCACCUGAACCAGGGGAGACGGCCGAAGAGUACGCAGGCAAGAAAAAAUCCAGAUUUCAGACUUUCAAGAAUUUCUUUGCCAAGAAGAAAAGGAAAGAACCUCCACCUCCCAGGGGGGAGAGUAACUUAAAACCUAGCCAGUCCAUCAGGGAUGUCAGCAUCUAUGUGCUCGAUGCUAACACACUUCAUUCACCGAAGGAGGCCGGGCCCAAAGGAAACAUGGGAAACAAAGCCUUGUCCCAUGACAGUGUCUUCAUUUUUGAGUCGGUAUCAGGAAGUGCAGCAGGUGACACGUCAUCUCAGGAAUGCAUACCUGGAAAAGUGAAAACUUUGCAGCUUCAGCUGCAGCAAAACAUCAGGCUUGGAUCUCCUCCACUUGUUAUCACUGGAAAGAAAACGGAAGAUGCCGGCACAGUUUCGGAGGAUGAUGGAUUGCCCAGAAGCCCUCCUGACAUUUCAACCCUUCAUGAAGUUCUGACCGAUUCACCAAGCAAGUCCUCCAACCCUGUUCAGCGUCAUAGCUCUUUGAGUUUAGGCGGGACAGACAGUGAAGAUGAACAGAUACCUUCUGGAGCUUCCUCUAGGCCCAUUAGUCCUUCAGCCUCUGCUGCUCUCGGGGCUGCAGGCUCACGGGGCAGCAGCUCCCUUCCCAUUGACUUCACUAUCCCUGCCAGCCCCAUCAGCUGCCUGGACACCUCUGCUGCCCGGCACCGCAUUGCCAUCAACCCCCGGAAACAAAAGGGCUUUAUCAGCAAGAGCCAGCAAAGCCAGGUGGAACACACAGAGAAAGAAGCGUGCUUCCCUGCAACUCCAGAGAAGAAGGGAAAUCCAACAGAAUUAUUUGAGAGCAACCAGCAUAAAAGCAAUUGGGAAGGCUUAUCAGCCCAUGUGGAACAUAAUGCAAAGGGAGGUGGUUCUAAGGAGACACCAAGUGUAAAAUAUCCUGCUGAUGCUGACCCUGACUCCUGCAGUUCCACACUUGUUGCAGAAGACUCUUGUACUCUGCUGCAAGAAGAUGCGUGCCUUCCAGAUAUGGACCAUCGAUGUAAUGCAGCCACAUCCCUUCUGAAACCUGAGUCUCCUCCAGUGAGCCUGGGGGAACAGCACAGUGCUGCAGUGCCACACUGUUCAGAUGAGGCUGCUGGGGAACUGAAAUUACAUCAGCAAAAUACCAAUAUGGAAGUAUGUGCACUUCCAAAAUCUCAGCAGAUUGAAGCAGGAGCUGUUGUGCUUCCAGGUGUACUAGCAGCUGACUCAUGUAGCAGUGGCAUGGAAAUGGAGAGUGUAAAUGUAUUGGCAUAUGGUGCACAAAGGUCCCCAGCAAAAUCUGUGGACCAGAAUGCCAAAGACCAGGAAAAGGAGGGUACACUAUUUAUUGGCAAAGUAGAAGCUUCUCUGGGUACUAAUGAGAGCUGUUGCAACCAGUCUGUCUUAGAUACCGCUCUGAGCACUUCACAGGUUGCUGUAGCUGAUUCAGAGUCUUCUUCUGAUGCCAAGACGGUGGCUGUUUUGAAGUCUGAAAACAGCUCAGCAACAAAAAAUGACAAUGAAACUUGUGCAAAUAAGGAAUUUCAGCCAUCCAAAGGCAACGCAGGAAAAAAAAUAGACACUGCUGUGUCUGUGUUAGAAGCAGGUUGUGUGCUACCUCCCAGCAAAUUAGAUGUAUGCUUUACAGCAGAAAUACCUUGUCCUGUUUCAAAGGAUAACCACGUCAGUCAGCAAACCUGCACAUCAUACGCUUUUGAAAAACUUUCCAUUGAAAGUCUGGCCUCUUCAAGUGUGGCUGGAUUGACAUGCAAUGUCUCUUCUAAUGAUGACUGUAAGGAGUUCCAGGUAAGCAGCGCAGUUUCUCACAGGAAAUCAGAGAAAGACAGUCAGUCCUCAGAAGCAAAUACACAGAGCCUGCUAAAGACUGCUGCUGCGAAACCAGUUAGGUUUACCAUUGCACCUGCAUGGCAAAGAUCUCUCUCGGGGGGUUCAAAUUCAAAAGAAGAUUCCUAUACCAGAAGUUCCCCAACCUCCCCUAUAAGACCGGAAUUAUUUGAAGGAAUAACAAAAGAACAUGCAGUCCAGGAUUCAAUGAAAAACAACUGCAGCAGAUUUGAUCGAGAUUAUAAGGAUGGUGAUUUGCAUUUGAAUUCUUCUCUGGAUUGGGCUGACCGUGAAGCAAAAAAUGUUGAAAAUCCGUUUGGGGUCAAACUGAGGAGAACAUCUUCUUUACUGAAGUACCAGAGUGAAAGCCGUGCUGAGUCUCUGAAGUUGCUUCCCUCAGCUGCUCUCACUGCUUCUGCAGCUGUCAAGGAGGAUCAGAAGCCAGCAGGCGUUGGGAAGCCAGCUCCGAGCCUUCCUGUCAGCACAGCAUCAUUUUUAAAACAAGCUGAUCUAGAAGACAAAAGUCCUCCCAAGACAAGAUCAGAAGAAGGGACAAAGAAGCAAAACAGUACUAAACCUUCAGAAAAAGUAGCCUCUCUACAUUUGGAAACCGCUUCCUCUGAGCCGGCUUGGAUCUCCAUGGCAAAACUAAAACAAAAGGGUUUCCAGGGCCACCCUCUUGCCAAGGAACAGAAGGCUGAAGAGCAAACCUCGAGCAAAGCUGAUCAAGAGGAGGUAGAGGAGCAAGUUGUCUGUGGUAGUGAGAACACACAGAAGAACAUGCCUUCUAGCUUGAGGCCUCAGGAGAAGAAACCACAAACGAAGACCAGUGUGUGUGCUGCAGCAGGUAAAGUUGGAUCUAUUGCUCAGGAAGCAUCUGUGAUUCCUGCUGUUGAAAAGGAAACAAGACACUCUUCUAACCUGCCAAUGACACCAUGCAGUCCUGCUGAACCACCCUGGCUAUCCCUGGCCAAGAAGAAAGCCAAAGCAUGGAGUGAAAUGCCCCAGAUUGUACAAUAGCAAAUGACACAGGCAUCCUUCUUUGUAUCGUCAAUAGCUGCAUUAACUCCAUUUAAAUCCUUCUUCACUGUGAUCAUUUUUUUGAGAAACUAGAGCCUUAGAACUUUUGUUCAGACUGCUGUAUGUAAAUACACAGUGAAGAAAUGCCAUCCGGGGCUUCAUUUUGAAGUAUUAGCAAGUAGAGCAUUUUCUACUACCAACUACUAGGAAAACUUGAUCAUUAUGUUAUACGCUUACGUAUUUGACUAAAAGACACUGAUGCUCCAACAAGACAUGCUUCAGGCUUUUGAAACAUUUCCCUUGCUAAAUAUGUUUUUAAAGUUUCCAUGAACGAUUUAGUGUUUUGUGCAAUGUGGUUUUGGCUAAGGAAUUACUGUAUGCUAUAAAAUAGAUAUGAUGCUGUACACUGAUGCAUCAUUGUGACUCACGGGCAUUGAUGUCAUCACACUUGUGUGUAAUCAUUUAAGACGGGCAGUCUGCAUUUGCUUCUGACUGCUAAUGGACCUAUUUUGUGAUAGCUGCGGGAUCCAAACAGCACUGUGGGUUGGAGUAAUUUUGACGUCUGGAUAAUUUGAAAUCACAGUGCUGUGGGUCGUGUGCUUUGCUCAGCAGUGCCAGGUGGAAUGACCCAGAGCCACAUGCAUCCUUUCCUCUCCUACAUGCUAGAAAACCACCAUGCUCUAGCAGACACUGGUAUGUUUGGAAAUCUUGAAUAGUCUCCUUCCUUUAAUUAUGGCAAAGAGUGUUUUCUUUUUUGUGAGAUUCAUCUGCAAACUCUCUCUCUUAAAGAAUAGUGUGGGGAUGGAAACUAUUUGCUACCUGGAAAGUGAUACCAUGUUUUUAACAAAGGCCACUCCAUUUUUCAUGUUCUUGUGUGAUUAAGGGGCAGCUACUUUCCCCUGUGCAUCAUCUGUCUUUAACUAAUAACUCAACAUCAGUCUAAAAAAGCCAUCAUUGAAGGAAGCGGGCUAUUGAAAGAAAAACUUUCUGAAAUGAUGCUGGUGGCUUAAAGGACAGUGGCACCUACUGCUCCAUUUUGUUUUUUUGCAGCAUUGCACAUUUAUAAUUCUUGUUUACAGUCAGUGUAAAAUUUGAAGGCUAACUUGGCUGAUGGGCAGCUUUCAGCUGGAGAGGUGGUAGUAUUUUUGAGGGAAAAAUUAUAAGAUUAACUGCAAAACAAAAAAUAGGCUCAUUAGGAAGACUUCAGUCUUCCAGUUUUGGCCUGAAUUUAAAUAUAUAUAGAUCACAAUAACUGAAAACAGCAUUAAUUAGGAGCUACAUUGUGGACUUUUCUGUAUAAGUGAAAACUUACUCAAGUGGGCUCACUGAAGAUAUAGAUACUGUUUGUUUCAUGCUAACAUAAAAAAAAGAGUAGGAAUUUCACUGCUGGCUUGUUAAUCCAGGCCUAUUUUACUACUUGCUUUCUUUAUUUUAACAGUAAUUUCUUUGUUUGCAAAGAUCUGAAGCAUCCGUAUGUCUCUGAAGCUUUUAGGUGUAACUUAAGUGGACACACUCAGCUUUGAUUCCUGAAGUUCUGUCCAGCUGCCAUCCCAUCAGACUCUUACUGACCCUGUGUAAAAUACAUGUAUUUCUUUACUCAGCAAACUCUUCUCUUGGUUAGUGUGGAUUGUGGUCCUUUCCCUAAAGUAAUGCAAAUGUUACUAGAAUCUCUCUGUCCCUGCUUUUGCUUUUGCUCUUGUUUCCUUUAUGUUUGGAAUGUACAUAUGCUUUUGUAAUCCUUGUCUUGAAGGAACCCCUUUUGUAAUUCAUUCUCAUUUUUAUUUUACUAUUAAAUGUGGUCAUCAAUGGUGAUGAUGCAACUCCUUGGAAACAGUGAGCUGUAUAUGGCCCUUGUUCAUUAAGGAAAAAAAUAAAAAGAGGUAUUUGCUUAAUA